AUGGAUCAUAAUGACCGGUCACAACAGCUUCCAUGCAGCAGUAUCAUCGCCGAACAACCGGACAAAUUCCCUCGGCCGAGUAUCGUCGACUCACACAUAGUCACUUUGUGGGAUCUUACCUCCUGGUGCCAUGAGAUAGCACAAUCGAUUUUUCGAACCUUAUCAAAGGCUCUCGAGCUCCCACAGGAAGUCGCGCUGGAGACCUUGCACAAUCCCACCGCUUCACACGACAUUAUUCGCCUCUUGCGAUAUGAGAAAAACACGUCCCCCGAUGCACUUCGCGUGCCCCAAGCUGCCCAUACCGACCUGGGUUCCCUGACAUUCUUGUUCACGGACAGUCCCGGAUUACAGACGCGUGCGCGGGACGGCAACGAGUGGGAAUACGUCAUACCCAAGGAGAACUGCGCGAUAGUCAAUCUGGGCGAUGCAAUGAGCAUGUGGACGGAAGGGGCUUUGCAGAGUGUUCUCCACCGGGUGGCAUCCAUGCCGGGACAGGGAAUGAACGAGCGCUACAGCUUUGCUCUACUGAUGAGACCGACUAAUACGGCUCCUAUGUGCUCUUUGCUACAUGACGCGGUGCCGGAUGGGCAGCUUCGUUGCGAAGAGUGGAUCAGUGCCAAGUUCAAGGCCUUGAGGGGGAAGAAUGACGGUGAUUCCGUUCGUUCUAUGUGUCGUGACGCGGACAUCAGGGCUGGUCGACUUGCAACGGUGUAA
Penicillium canescens is the source of this 714-nucleotide messenger RNA. RefSeq lists its product as uncharacterized. The record is from RefSeq and is a predicted model, not a curated record. The coding region runs from base 1 to 714 and encodes 237 amino acids. Lineage: Eukaryota; Fungi; Ascomycota; Eurotiomycetes; Eurotiales; Aspergillaceae. The transcript has a single exon. Gene Ontology annotation, molecular function: dioxygenase activity.